This is a messenger RNA of Spea bombifrons (plains spadefoot toad), 2267 nucleotides long. RefSeq names its product kelch like family member 11 (gene KLHL11). The coding region runs from base 199 to 2100 and encodes 633 amino acids. NCBI's taxonomy places the organism in Eukaryota, Metazoa, Chordata, Amphibia, Anura, Pelobatidae. The record is from RefSeq and is a predicted model, not a curated record. The transcript has 3 exons. Gene Ontology annotation, molecular function: protein binding.
CUAGUGUUUAGUGAUUUACGGAACUUGUAGCUACGUCAUCAUUUCGCGUGAAUAUUUUUUAAUCUGAACUAACCGGUGAUUGGUUGAGUUUGUGCGGCAGGUAGUGGCUGAGCAGGAGUUCCUGGUAAACAGACAAACUUGUUUACGUUGUACGUACUUCGUUUGACAACCGGUGGUUUCUCGCUAUUGGAGACCAAGAUGGCGGCGGCGUUGGCUAUGACAGCAUCGUCGCCGUCACCUCAACACCAACAGGAAGACUCGGAACCGCGAGAUGGGCCCCCGGAGGACAGCGAGGCGGAAGUUUUCCUGUCUGGAACUCACUGUUCGGAUCUGGCGUGGAGGCAGAAUGAGCAGAGGAAGCAAGGCCUGUUCUGUGACAUGACUCUGGUGUUUGGCGGCGGGGCAGGGGGUCGGGAGUUCCCGGCACACCGCUCGGUCUUGGCUGCGGCCACGGAUUACUUCGCCCCGCUCCUGUCUGGGCAGUUUGAGGAAUCCCGCUCUGGGAGGGUGGACAUGAAGUGGAGCUCAGAGCCGGGCCCGGACCUGGAGACCGUGGAGGCUGUCAUCCAAUACAUGUACACCGGGCAAAUCAGAGUCUGCACCGGAAACGUGCAUGAGGUGUUGGAGCUUUCUGACAGAUUUUUGUUGUUACGCCUCAAGGAGUUCUGUGGGGAAUUUUUGAAGAAAAAGCUCAACCUGUCGAACUGCGUGGCCAUCCAUAGCUUAGCGCAUAUGUAUACACUUAGCCAGCUGGCUCUAAAAUCUGCCGACAUGAUUCGUAGGAACUUUUUUAAGGUAAUUGAGGACGAUGAGUUCUAUACGCUUCCGUUCCAUCUUGUUAGAGACUGGCUGUCUGACCCAGAGAUUACUGUGGAUUCUGAAGAGGUUCUGUUUGAAGCCAUUUUGAAAUGGAUUCAGAAAAGUGCUGAUGAGAGGGAAAAAUAUUUUGAGGAAUUGUUUAAACUUCUUAGACUAUCCCAAAUGAAACCCACUUACCUUACACGAAAUGUAAAGUCAGAAAGGCUGGUGGCUGGUAAUGAAGCUUGCUUGAAGUUGGUGGCUGAAGCUGUUGAAGGACAUGCUUUAAGGUCAGAAAACAUUCAAUCUGGUCACUUUCAACCACUGGCCAAUCACAUGACUUCCUUACCACGGUUUGGCCAGAAUAUGGAUGUAAUCAUGGUGAUUGGUGGAGUAUCAGAAGGAGGGGAUUACUUAAGUGAGUGUGUUGGUUAUUUCAUUCAUGAGGACCGCUGGGUGAAUUUACCACACAUUCACAAUCACCUUGAUGGUCAUGCAGUGAUGGCUACUGAUUGUUAUGUCUAUGUGGCUGGUUCUAUGGAGCCUGGCUUUGCCAAGACUGUAGAGAGGUACAACCCAAACAGAAAUAUUUGGGAACCGGUCAGCAACCUAAUCACCCGCAAACACUCCUUUGGUCUGGUGUCUGUCAAGGGCAAUCUCUACAGCAUAGGUGGGCAUGGGAACUUCAGCCCAGGUUUCAAAGAUGUUACUGUUUAUGACCCAGAGCAAGAUAAAUGGCAAAUCCUGGAGAGUGCCCCGAAGAUCCUGCGCGAUGUUAAGGCUGUAAGUGUGGAGGAUCGUUUUGUCUACAUUACUGCUCGUACUCCAGUCGACAGCGACAAUGAGGAUGGUCUUAGAACCAUUAACUGCAGAUAUGACAUCGAAAGCAGUAGGUGGCAGGACGUAGAGUCUCUCCCCUUGCUGGACAAUUACUGUACGUUCCAGAUGUCUGUGGCCUGCACCAACUUCUACAACACAGCCUCCUGCUGCCCCAAGAGCUUCUCUGUGACUGUGGAAGAGGCUCAGAGCAAGAUUAGUAGACAGACUCAAAGUGAAAUACUUGAAAGUUUGCCUCCUGAGGUCCUUAGCAUUGAAGGGGCUGCUAUCUGUUACUUUAAAGAUGAUGUUUUUAUUAUUGGUGGCUGGAAGAACAGUGAUGACAUUGACAAGCAAUACAGGAAAGAAGCUUAUCGUUACUGCUCUGAGCGCAAACGCUGGAUGCUACUUCCCCCCAUGCCCCAACCGCGGUGCCGCGCCACUGCCUGCCAUGUAAUCUGUACUCCUAACCCUGUUUUUUGGUAAGUGUUGGGUUGGCAUGGAGUGUUAGUUUUCACUGCAUGUUGUUGCCACAUUUUACUUCACAAAUGCUAACUUCUGGUUGUCCAGCCGUUGUUGUACCAUAACUCCUGUGAUAUGCAGCAAGGGCCAUCCUUUGGGGAGCACAAAACAUAGACCAGGCCCUGCACUUA